AUGUUGCUUGGAAACCGAGUUGCCGGUAUGGCAACUUGUUGCCAGGACGCUGUUUUCAGUUUGCUGCUGGUUUUGUCAAUAUUCGCAAAGAUGUCGAAGGCUUCAGGUUCCGAAGAUGAGCCACUGGUACCCGAAGAUUUUGAUGAUGAUUUCUUCCGGGAGCUGGGCGAGAAAAUACCCGAGGCAACAAAGGCCUUGCGGCAAAAGGACACGCCAAACAAUGCAGACAAUGUGCAGCGUCUGUUGAUCUGCGGUACACGCUACAAGAAUGAUCUGCGCAUGGAGGAAGGACGUUCGCAGGAGCUGCGCGAACAGAUAGCCGCACUCGAGGGACGCCUGGAAAAUGCGGCGCGUGUAAGCAAGCUCGACAUGGCCACCAUUGAGGAGCUGCGUGGCGUGAUAGAGGGCGCCUGGAAGCAGAAGGAUGCGGCGCAGAUACGCGAACAGACGGCACAGGACGAGGGAUUGCGACUGCGUCAGAAACUGGAGACAGCGGAAUCCAUGGUGGUAUUUCUAACUGAAAAAGGUCAAGCGAUGAGCAACAAGCGUGAGGAUACCAAAGAGUGCGAAAGACUCAAUGGCGAGAUCAAGGACCUAAACAAACGACUGCAAUUACAGCGCGUCUACACCGCCGAGGUGGAGGGCAACAUUCAGGCGCUGGAGGGCAAGAACAAAGAACUGCUCAAGCUGCUCGAUGAAACCUCCAGCGAUGCCUGUAACUUGAAGCGCAAGUGCGACGCACUCGCCAAGGAGCUGGCAACUAUGAAGAGCGAUGAGACGAAGUAUCUGGAGCAGAUAGCGCACACAAAGUCGCAAAACGAGCAUCUGACCAAGGUGAAGGUGCGUCAGAAUCUACAGAUACUCUCGCUCAAAACGAAUCUGGAGCAUUUGAAUACACUGCACAACAGCACCUGCAAUAAGUUGGCCAAGAUCACUGUGGAUCUGGAGUACACGGUGGGAGAGCGUGACAAGAACAAACGUGCGCUAACGCAGCGCAUCAAUCUGUUGAAGAUGCGAGAGGAUGAACUCAUCAAGCAGCGGCAGGACAAUGCCAAGCUGGCCAAAUCCCAGGAGACUAUUGCACGCAAAUACGGCGGACUGGAUAUGACCAAGCAGGAGGUCGAAAAGGAGAACAUGCGGCUCAAAACACAGCUGGGCACGCAGGACAAGGAGCUGGAAUCCAUGCGACGUGUGGUGCAUCAUUUCGAGAAGAACAACGAGAAUCUGACCAAGGAACGCGAUGUGCUGAAGCGAGAUUUACAGAGUGAGCAUCAGACAGCCGAGCAGAGCGAAGCUUUGUAUCAAGAAUCGCAGCAUGAACUGCGUGCCCUCAAGGACAUUGUGAGUGGCAUGGAUCUGAAGGUGAAAAAGCAACAACAGGAUAUCAAGAAGCACAAAAAGGAAAAGUCCAAAAAGCUAGACGAGAUUCAGCACUGGAUCGACAAGCUCGAUCUGCUGCAAAAUGAAAUUCACUUGAAGGAGAACUAUGAGAUCGAGUUGAAGCGCACCAUCAGCGAUCUAGAGGCCAAGUGCUCCAAGUUCCAGCAGCAACAUGAUCUGUUAACCAACGAGCGUCAAAGUCUGCAGCGAUCACUGCAAACCGCCGACGAUGAGCGACAAAAGCUGCGUGAUCAAGUGACUAAUUUGCAGGCACAGAUUGAGUCACUUAAAGGCAAGAUUACCUAUCGAGAUGGCGAGCUUAGUAAGCUGCAGCUGCAGAUCGAUCGCAUGGAGAAGGAGCGUCGCCUGCUGCGCAACGAUGUGCGCCAUGCGCAGCUGGGACAACAGCACACCAAGGCCGAACUGCUUGAUAAGCGCAAGGAGAACGACCGUCAUGCCAAGUCGCUGCAGGAGGACGAACAACGAUUGGCUCGAUUGCGCAAAGACGUCGACAAUCUGAUGAACGAGAAGAACGCUAUCAAUGCGGCGCUUACCAAGCGCAACGAGGAAUACGCUCGCCUCCAACACAACCUAGAGAAUCUGCAGACGGCCUACGAUCAAACGGAGCGUCAAUGCACCCAAUGUCAGGAUGAUAUGCGUCUCAUGGCUGUCGAGAUUAAGAAUUUGCGCACAGAGCGCAAUGUGUUGCGCACGGAUCGCGAGAGCGCCGCCGAUUUGCGACAGGAACUGCUGCAGAUGCAGCGUUUGCUUAACCAGGAGCGGAUCAAAGCGCGUGCACUGCAGGAUGAGAUGAUGACGCCCAUGAACAUACAUCGCUGGCGUCUGUUGCGUGGAAAAGAUCCCGAGAAAAUGGAUCUGCUCGAACGCAUACAAAUUCUGCGUCGACAGCUGCUGGGCCAGAAUGUGGCAGCUCUUGAGCAGGAACGUGCGCUGAACGAAGCGCAACAACUCUAUGCCGCACUCAAGGAGUUCAUGCUCAAGCUGCCCAGUCACAAGGUGCAAGCAGAGCUCAACACCAUCAAAGUAAAAAUCAAUUCUCAUUUACAAUAUAAAAUAUGUGUAUAUUAAAAGAUUACAUUUCAUUCAUAGGCUAGCUUGUCGGCCAAGGAUCGAAAGCUGAAGGUGCUGAUGGCUGAGCUGAGUGCUCGAGAGGCGGACGACAAAUUCAAAUCACUGAAGCUGGAGGAGAUGCGCGGCAAUCUGGCGCAGACCAAGACCCAA
Molecule: messenger RNA, 2622 nt
Organism: Drosophila sulfurigaster albostrigata
Lineage: Eukaryota; Metazoa; Arthropoda; Insecta; Diptera; Drosophilidae
Product: cilia- and flagella-associated protein 58
Exons: 6
Coding region: 1-2469 (822 amino acids)
Cellular component (GO): cytoskeleton
Source: RefSeq, a predicted model, not a curated record